Protopterus annectens (West African lungfish) is the source of this 1967-nucleotide messenger RNA. RefSeq lists its product as uncharacterized. The record is from RefSeq and is a predicted model, not a curated record. NCBI's taxonomy places the organism in Eukaryota, Metazoa, Chordata, Ceratodontiformes, Protopteridae. Gene Ontology annotation, cellular component: nucleus.
GCAAAAUGAAUGAAGAAACAAGAGGCCUUUUUAAUCGUGUUGCUGAUCGUCUUGGUUGGUUGCAGUUCAAGGAUUUUGGAAAACUGGAAAAAGAGUUGUGAAAGAAGUCAGUCCACCAAAUACAGAUGAAAACUUGAAGAGCUGGCCAGCUAGCAAAAAAAGUACUCAAGUUCACAACACAAGCUCCAGUAGUGAUGAUGUCUUUGAAAGUUUUUAAAGGAUUUUAUCGUUGGCUCCUCAUCUGAUGAUGAUUACUUUCUGGAAAAGUUCCCAAGAGUUCUGAAGCCCAAGACUGAAAACAAAGAUAAGAAAGUUGCUAAGAACCGUGGAAAAAAUCUAAAUCUUGUGAAAGUGAAAAAGCCUUCCGAAAAUUUGUCACCUGUAUUCCUGCUGCAGAGUCUUAGUGAUGAAGAUUCUGUCAUUAUAAAAAGCACAUGGCGUGAUCGCCAUCACAAAACCUUAUCAGAGAAACAAGAAGCUAAAAAGGAAAAUUGCAUUAUACCUUUGUCUGGAAAUCAACAUUCAGUCAAAGUGAUCCAGAAGAGUGAUGAUAGCAGUAUUUCAAGAAUCUUCACAAGCAGUGCACCUGAUACAUUGACUGUAGAUAAAGGAAGGAAAGCUAACCGUGAACAGAAAGAUUUGGUAGGACAAGAUGUGUCGUCAAAACAGAGCUGCUUAUCAGUUUCAACAGAGAGCUCAGAUGAUGAUUUUGAAUCGCUUGUGGACAAAAUCAAAAAGAGAACAAAACCACAAACCCCUGGUUUAAUCACACAGAAAGGUGCUCAACCUCGUGCUCCAAAUACAGAGCCAGUCAAAAAGCAGAGACCUGCUUCCAGUGAAAUGAAGAACACAAAGAAAUCCACCAAAAAAAUAACAGCAACUCCUUGGUCCAUGCCAGUGUCCCUUGAGAGAAGGAUUUUAUCUGAGCCUAACUCAUCAGAAAAUUUUCCUGACGAACACCUCCUUGGUUACUCGGACUUUCAGUCUAGACAUAACAGGGUUAUUCUCUGUCCGACUCCUGGUUGCUUUCUGCAAGAUCUUGCUAACCCAGCAUCGGUAGAAGCCAAGAACUUCAAACAGAAGAAAGCAGAACUGACAAAAAGACUGUUUAGUCUGUAUAAUUCCAGCAUAUUUGAGCUAAAGCUUCCUGAAGAUAUGGAGAUUACUUGGAAUAAUAAGAUGCGGAAAACGGCAGGAUAUUGUGUGACAGGAGAAAAACAUAAACAUGGUGGAGACAAGCAACGCUAUGCAAGGAUUGAACUUUCAGAAAAAGUAUGCGAUUCUGCAGACAGACUGCGUGACACACUUAUUCAUGAACUUUGUCAUGCAGCCACUUGGCUGAUCCAUGGUGUCAGAGAUGGACAUGGUCAGUUUUGGAGAUUGUACGCCAGAAGGUCAUCAGCUGUCCAUCCGGAGUUACCGAUGGUUACACGCUGCCAUACUUAUGAAAUUAAUUACAAGUUUACAUACCAGUGCACAAAAUGUAAAACAACAAUUGGUCGCCAUUCCAAAUCAUUGGACAUCCAGCGUUUUGUGUGUGCUUUGUGUCAGGGUCAGCUAGUUCUCCAGUCUUCCCGGAAGAAUGGCACUCCUGCAAGGACAGAGUUAACACCAUUUGCCAAAUAUGUGAAGGACAACUAUGGAUCUGCCAAGAAAGAACUUGUAGGGACAAGCCAUGCUGAAAUUAUGAGAAAACUGAGUGCUGAUUUUGCUAAAACGCGUAUCAGUGGCUUAUGAAGUUUUCUUUGAGGCAGUGAACAGUUUUCAGUUGUCUGUCUCAUCAGGGAUUUGAGUCUUGAUUCUUUCCUCUCUAAUUGUGUAUUCUAUGCAAACGACCAGUUUGAAAAAACUCGAGGUUAAUUUUACUGUGAAGGUGGAAUGCAUAGAUGAUCCAGGUGUCAAAUGUUUUUGUUUUGUUUAUCACAGCACAUUCCUAAUUAAAGGGGCUGCUCAACCAAGAAAAAUAA